Molecule: messenger RNA, 943 nt
Organism: Laetiporus sulphureus 93-53
Lineage: Eukaryota; Fungi; Basidiomycota; Agaricomycetes; Polyporales; Laetiporaceae
Exons: 2
Coding region: 65-736 (223 amino acids)
Source: RefSeq, a predicted model, not a curated record
CGUGUCCCUAUCAAGAGUACACUCCUUCAUCCUGGAAAUUGGUAUACCGUUCACACAAGACCUCAUGCAACGGCUGUUCAGCUCUAUCCGUAGACAGUUCUCAGAUUCGCCACUUUCCACGUUCAGAAUCAGCUGUGACAUCCCCCUUGAGACUACGGACGAUCCGAUAGUGCUUCUGUGCCCUCAGCAUUUACAGGAAUUGCUGAUCUUCCGUCACCUGGAGAAAGUCGACAUUAGCGGCCCUUGGUCUAUCCAGACCAACGAUAACAUCCUUCGACAGAUGGCUUUUGCGUGGCCUAAUCUGCGAAGGCUUUGUCUGUAUCACGAGUGUUACAUCUCCCAAGAUCAAGAGUUCAGUUCCAACGCCACACUCCAGGGGCUAAUGGGUUUCGCUCAGAACUGUUUGCAAUUGCAUUCGCUAUACAUUGAGCUGCACGCGGAUGGCUCAAUGCUCCCCGAGAUUGCAUUGCCACGACCGUCCCGAUGUCCUCUGCAGGACCUUGAGGUGUGCUGUUCGACGACAUCCUCCAAAACAGAAGUUGCUGCCUUUUUAUCGUAUCUCUUCCCGUCUUUGACAAAGAUCGAAGCCUCAUUCAAUGCCGAUUACGAGAUUGAAGACCGUCAGUGGAUGAAGGACUGGUCGGAUGUAGACAGGGCUGUGCACGCCAUGAAUUACCCGAACGAUACAGCUGCUGCAACUGUUCAACAUACAGCACGCAUGGACGAGGAGAUGUAGCGUCCAUCAGGUGCUAUAUAUACUCGCAACGUUCUCAAACGAUCAUUGCCCUUCAAUACCGCAGUGACUUCUCAAAACCCAACAUAUCACGAGCGUUCCGCCUCAUAAUGGCCAUUCAACUGGCCUGGGAGAAUCAGAUGCAUACAGCGCUAUAUAUAAAUCAUGAUGUACGGGAUUGGACCAAGACCUGUUCUAUUAUGCAUGGCU